UCUUCAUACCAUAUGUCCGAUUGUCUUCUGCUGACUACCCAUCUUUCUUAAGUUCACAAGCAACAGAAGAAAAAAGGGAACUCUCUUCACCUCUAGAGAGAGAGAGAGAGAGAGAGAGAGAGAUGAGUCUGAAGAAAAAACCCAAGGCAGUAAUAGUGGGAGGGAGCAUAGCAGGGGUAUCAUGCGCACAUACGCUCGUAUUAACAGGGUGGAACGUUUUGGUGGUGGAGAAAUCAUGUGCUCCCCCAACUGGAAGCCAAACUGGGGCAGGACUUGGCCUUGACCCUCUCUCUCUCAGACUCAUCCAGUCAUGGAUUCAAGACCCUGAGCUUCUUCACCAGACCACUCUGCCCUUUACAAUUGAUCAGAAUGAUGCCAUAGAUGGUGAGAAAAAGGUGAAAUGGACACUAACUAGAGAUGAGGAGUUGAACUGUAGAGCAGGACAUUGGGGUGACCUACAUGCUCUUCUAUACAAUGCACUUCCACCAAACCUAUUUCUUUGGGGUCACCGUUUCCUAUCUUUCUCCAUUUCUAGUGACAAGUCUUCAGUUAUAGUGAAGGCUUCAUCCCAUGAAACCAAUGAAGUCAUUGAAAUCAUCGGUGAUUUGCUCAUUGCAGCGGAUGGAUGUCUCUCUUCGAUCCGCCAAAGUUUUGUUCCUGACCAUAAACUGAGGUAUUCGGGUUAUUGCGCAUGGAGAGGGGUGCUUGAUUUUGCAGGAAAUGAGAAUUCAGAAACCAUAAUCGGCAUCCGAAAGGAAUACCCUGAGCUUGGAAAAUGCUUGUACUUUGGCUUAGGUUCUGGGACUCACACUGUGCUGUAUGAGCUUCCGAACCGAAGGCUGAAUUGGAUUUGGUAUGUCCAUCAGCCCGAACCUGAUCUGAAGCCUAACUCGAUGACCAUGAAGGCGAGCAGCGACAUGAUCCAGAGUAUGCACAAAGAAGCAGAGAAAAUGUGGCUUCCGGAGUUUGUGAGAGUGAUCAGAGAAACAAAAGAGCCCUUCAUCAAUGCUAUAUAUGACAGCGACCCCUUGGAAAAAAUCUACUGGGACAAUGUGGUACUAGUUGGAGAUGCAGCACACCCCACAACUCCUCAUGCCUUAAGAAGCACGAACAUGUCGGUGCUAGAUGCUGCGGUGUUAGGUCAAUGCUUGAAGAAGUGGGGAGCAGAAGAUUUGCAAUUUGCUCUUGAAGGAUAUCAAUCAAUUCGAUUACCAGUCGUGCGUAAACAAGUCUUGCACGCAAGGCGAAUGGGUCGGAUUAAACAAGGCCUUGUUCUUCCUGAUCGCCAGCUUUCCAACCCCGAGACCGCUAACCCAGAAGAGUGUCACGAGCUUCAGCAGAAACUCAUGCCCUUUUUCACCGAUGUUCCAUCCAUACUACUUUAAUUCAAAUGUUAUGCACCGGAUAAUCGUCAAGACAGAUCGUCCUGAUUCCGAUUCCGUUGCUCUGUAGCCAAUAAAGCAUGAUAUCCGUUCGGAGU
Molecule: messenger RNA, 1480 nt
Organism: Malus domestica (apple)
Lineage: Eukaryota; Viridiplantae; Streptophyta; Magnoliopsida; Rosales; Rosaceae
Molecular function (GO): FAD binding
Source: RefSeq, a predicted model, not a curated record